This is a messenger RNA of Chondrus crispus (carragheen), 2250 nucleotides long. RefSeq lists its product as hypothetical. Gene Ontology annotation, cellular component: MCM complex; nucleus. The record is from RefSeq and is a predicted model, not a curated record. The transcript has 4 exons. Lineage: Eukaryota; Rhodophyta; Florideophyceae; Gigartinales; Gigartinaceae. Gene Ontology annotation, molecular function: single-stranded DNA binding; ATP binding; ATP hydrolysis activity. Gene Ontology annotation, biological process: double-strand break repair via break-induced replication; mitotic DNA replication initiation; DNA strand elongation involved in DNA replication. Bases 1 to 2250 code for a protein of 749 amino acids.
AUGAACCGCGGGACGCCCAUCGCGACGCAGCAGCAGGAGCUAAUGCGUCGCUUUACAACAUUUCUGGAUGCGGACAAUGGCCAUGGCGUGUUGGCAGACCGAAUUCAGCAAAUGGUCCAGGCACCGGACCAGGAGACCCUGGCCUCCAACGACACCCCGAAGCGCCUCAUCGUUUCCCUGGACCACCUCCGCGACUUUGACAGUGACCUCGCUCAAGACGUUAUCGAACAUCCGGUUGACCAUCUGCCAGUGUUUGAACGGGCGAUGCAAGACCUCAUCAUGGGUAUUCGCCAGGACCUUUCUGCCAGUAAGCGCAGGUUGGCUGACUUCCGCAUCGGACUGGACGGCGCAUUUGGCUCAAGGCACGUUUCACCAAGAGGCCUGAACGCGGGGCUUGUCGGUGGUGUCGUCAGAGUUGAUGGUAUUGUCACCAGGGCAUCUGUUGUUAGACCAAGGCUUGUUCUUUCGGUGCACUACUGCCCCAUCACAAAGAAGUUUCAUGAGAAGACAUUCAGAGACAACGCAAGCGUCAGUUCUCUGGCUAUGUUUACCCAAAAUGCAGGGAUGCCAGGCAGUUCCUACCCGACCAAAGAUGAGGACGGCAACCCACUAGAGACAGAGUUUGGUAUGUGCUGGUAUCGAGACUCACAGCGUGUCACUAUCCAGGAAAUGCCUGAGAAGAGUCCCCCUGGUCAGUUGCCGCGGAGCGUCGAAGUCCUCAUUGAGAGUGACCUUUGUGAUGCAUGCAAACCAGGAGAUCGAGUCAGCAUCAGCGGAAUCUUCAGAGCAGUGGGCGGCGCUGCUUCAACAAGCGGGAGCGGCAUGUUCUCCACCUUUGUCGUCGCAAACCACAUUUCCCUGCUUUCCGGUGUCGAGGGAAGGUCAAGUUACUCCCAACAUGGGCAUGUCCUCAGCCGUAUGUCCAAGUCAAUAGCUCCAAGUAUCUGCGGCCACGACUUCAUCAAGAAAGCCAUACUCCUCUUCCUAAUCGGAGGAAAAGAGCGUAAUUUGGCAAACGGCACGCAUCUUCGCGGUGACCUCAACAUUAUGAUGGUCGGAGACCCGUCGACUGCGAAAUCCCAACUGUUGCGUUUUAUAAUGAAUACGGCACCACUUGCCGUAUCCACAACUGGUCGAGGGUCUUCCGGGGUCGGUUUGACUGCCGCCGUGACAACCGAUCAGGACACGGGCGACCGUCAUCUUGAAGCUGGUGCAAUGGUACUCGCCGACCGCGGCGUCGUUUGCAUCGACGAGUUCGACAAGAUGUCUGACGAAGAUCGCGUCGCCAUUCACGAAGUCAUGGAACAACAAACCGUGACGAUCGCCAAAGCCGGCAUUCACGCAAGCCUGAACGCGCGUUGCUCGGUCGUGGCGGCCGCAAACCCCGUGUACGGCUCCUACGACAAGACGCGACCGCCCAACGAGAACAUCGCGCUCCCCGACUCGCUCCUCUCCCGUUUCGAUCUCCUCUUCAUCGUGCUUGACAUCGCGGACAAAGAGCGCGACCGUCAAAUCGCAGACCACGUCCUCCGGGGCCACCGCACCGACACCGGGUCGCGGCGGCGGUCCGCGCGACAGUCCGCGCGGCAGGCGGCGCGGUCGGAAAACAAAAUCCUGUCGCCUAAGUUCCUCAGGCUUUACAUUAGCUAUGCGAAGCACCGCGUGAACCCGGUGCUAUCGCGCGAAGCGUGCGAGCACAUUGCGCAGAGCUACCAGUCGCUGCGGCAGAACAUGCUGGAGAAGACGCAACACAUCACGGCGAGGUGCCUCGAGACGCUGAUCCGGCUCGCGACGGCGCACGCGAAGCUGCGGCUCGACAAGCGGCACGUGCUCCGCGAGGACGCAGUGGCCGCGGCCGAGGUAUUACGCUUCGCGCUGUUCAACCAGGCAGAGCCCGACAAGUCCGAGAAGGAGGAUGAGAUCCAGGCGGCGCCGGCAGCCAGGCCGGGGAGCAGGCGGCGCCGGCGCGAGGCGAGCGAAGGAACGGUGAUUCAGGAGAGCGAGGAGGCGGAGGGUGGUACGCAGGCGGGGACGCAGGCAGGGCAGGCCGCAGGGGUGGUGGAGGAGGAUGUGGCGAAGGUGAUGGAGGCGCUGAAUGCGCUGAGGGGAAGAGAGAGCAUGAUCAAGACAGAGGCAUUGCUGGAGAAGCUGAGGGGGACGUUGGAUGAGGGGAAGGUGCUAGGGGUGUUGGAUGUGCUCGGCGAGAGGGAUAUUGUGGUUGUCGCGGAUGGAUCUAUCUUCAUUGUGUAG